Xenia sp. Carnegie-2017 is the source of this 1241-nucleotide messenger RNA. RefSeq names its product signal recognition particle receptor subunit beta-like. Gene Ontology annotation, cellular component: Golgi apparatus. The transcript has 9 exons. The record is from RefSeq and is a predicted model, not a curated record. The coding region runs from base 107 to 754 and encodes 215 amino acids. Gene Ontology annotation, biological process: Golgi to plasma membrane protein transport; protein localization to organelle; intracellular protein transport. Gene Ontology annotation, molecular function: GTP binding. Lineage: Eukaryota; Metazoa; Cnidaria; Anthozoa; Malacalcyonacea; Xeniidae.
UGAUUUACAAAACGUGGCUUUCAUUCUGGAUGGUGACAAUGGAACAAUUUUUGCUUUGAUAUCAGCGGUGACUGUUGUUAUUAUCUCUUUAGUUAUUGUGUGGGUCAUGGGUUUCGGACGAAAUAAGCGAAAUACCAUUAUUCUCGUGGGCUUAUCUGACGCUGGAAAAACUCUUCUGUUUACCAGGCUUUACUAUGGUACCUUUGUUGAAACUCACACUUCAAUUAAAGAAAACAAAGGACCUUACUCUUCUAAACAGAUGAAAGAUGGAAAGUUACUUGAAUUGGUUGAUAUACCUGGAAAUGAAAAACUAAGAUCAAAAUUUACUGAUAAAUUUAAAGAUUCUGCACGAGGUAUAAUCUUUGUUGUGGACAGUGCCAACAUUAUUCGAGAACUUCAUGCUGUUGCUGAAUGCUUAUUUGACAUACUAAGUAAUAAGACAUUUAACAAAAUCUCUCCAAAAGUCCUUGUUGCCUGCAACAAGCAAGAUCUAACUACAGCAAAGUCAAUGAAUGUCAUCAAAUCACAGCUGGCUAAAGAAAUUAAUACCCUGCGUAAAACAAGAGCUGCAGCUGUGAGAGCUCUGGACGAGAAAUCUGUCAAUUGUGACGAGGUUUUUGUUGGACAGAAAGGAAAAGAUUUCAGUUUUGAAGACAUACGUUCAAUGAAAGUUGAUUUUAUUGAAUGUAGUGCCAAAGGCAAUGAUGAGAAUGACUUAAAAGAUCUUCAAUUGUGGUUGCACAAUAUCAUAUAACUGCAAGUUACAAUUUAAAAGUUAUGAUGUCUAUCUCUAUUAUACAGGUAAAAAUCUACGAAAUUUAUUCAUUUUUUGCAAUAAGUACCUCUCACGUUAUGGCCAUUAUGGAAAAUUGGAGGAUGAGGAAAAGCAUUCUCUAUUGAUGUUGUUCCUGAGAGAUUAAAAACACUUUGUACGUCGUCAAAGGUAAAUUGUAUUUGUACAAAGUACUUUGCUCUCAUGAUGUAUUUUCGAAACAAAUUUUUUGUGUGAGUAGUCACUGCGCACUCGCGGCAAACGACUAUGUUUUUUUGGUCAUGUAUGGAGAUCUUUGCCUUCCUCGUUUAAACUUACCACAAUAUCCACAAGAAAAUGGACAAUAAAUCUCCAUAUAAUCUUUAUUGUACUCGCAAUAUCCAUCAUAUUUUGUUGCGUAAAAUGUGCAGUUUUCUCUUAAGUCAACACAUCCGUCAUUCAAGUCUAAAAAUAAAAUUUUCUUAACUGA